AUGAGAAUCCAACAAAUCAAAUUCUAGUGCCUAGAAAAACCAGCCUCCAAGCUCCCACCAAUACAGCUGUAACGUAUAUAAAUCAAACUUCAAUUCUUUAUAUCACCCCAAAAUACCACUUUUCUCAUAGCACAAAUUAAUUUAAGCAAUCUCUUUUGAUUUCAAACAAAUUAUAUAUAUAUUUUUACUUUAAAAAGGAGGAAACUUUGGUGGCUUCAUGGGUUUUUGAUGACAGAAAAAAACAGGUCUAUUUUUAGAGAUUUUAAGGCAUUUUGGUUUCUGGGUUUAUGAAAAUUCAUUGAUUUCUUUACAUUUUUGGUUGGAAGAUUGAAUCUUUCUGAGUACAAGGUGAAAAGGGUUUGUGGGAUUUUGAAGAAUGGGUCAUAGUUCAAAGAAGAAGAAGAAAGGAGGAGGAGGGAGUGGAAGGAGAAGCAAAGGAAGGUCUCAAUCAAAAGAUCAUUCCUUUAAUGCAUUAGAUGAUAAUGAGCUUCUUGCUGAAGAGAUUACUGCCUUGAAUGCAAUAUUUCAAGAAGAUUGCCAGAUCAUUUCAGACUCGCCUCCACAAAUCACCAUAAAGCUCAGGCCUUACUCAAAAGAUAUGGGCUAUGAGGAUCUAGAUGUUUCAGCUCUGCUUUCAGUCAGGUGCUUGCCUGGAUACCCAGACAAGUGUCCAAGGUUGCAGAUUACUCCUGAAAAAGGUUUGACAAAAUGUGAUGCAGAUAAUCUUCUCUCUCUCCUAAAUGACCAGGCAAAUUCUAAUGCCCGAGAAGGACGAGUAAUGAUUUUCAAUCUGGUGGAGGCUGCUCAAGAGUUCCUCACAGAAAUAGCCCCAUCGGUUCCAGCACCUGAACCUGUUUUGUGCUCAUCCAUCAAUAGCAGCAUUCAGUUGUUUCAGAAGGACAUUGCAGUUUCUAGUAACAAGAGUGGCUCAUCCAGGGGACCUUUUGUUUAUGGUUUCAUAGACCUCUUCAGUGGCUGUGGAGAGUCAUGGCAUUGGGGUCUUGCUGUGGAUGAAUUAAAAUCCCACGUGUUAGACGAUUCAGAAGUUGGAUAUGAGGUACAGGAUAAGAAACUUGAUAAUAUUACAAAGCCAUUGACAGUCCAAGAGGCAAAGCAAGGUCUGUUGGUUUCCCCUAUUGCCAAGUUGGAUACCCUUGAAGAAGAAAGUGAAUAUGAAAAUAAGGGCCUAUCUACUUCUAAUUCAAGUAGAUCUCUAGUGGAGGAAUUGGCAGGAAUUGACAUGAAAGGGGAGAAGCAGGGUAUUUUUCUCGAGGAGCAUGGCUAUGGGUUAGAAGACGAUGAUGACCAGGACGAUGGUAACAAUAGCAAUGAUGAUGAAGAUUUUGAAAGUGAGCCUUGGGAAUCACUGUCAUCGAUUUCCUUAGGGUUUAAUCAAGCAUCUCAAACUGUUGAAAAGGAUCUUAUAAUGGUUCAUCUUCUUCGUCUUGCUUGUGCCUCAAAAGGAGAAUUGGUUGAUUCUCUGCCUCAAAUAACCACUGAACUCUGCAACUUAGGUAUAAUUCCUGAGUCAGUACGGGAAUUAGCUUCUAAACCAUCCUCAACGUUUAACAAGACAUUUGAUCAUGUGUUCCAUCAACAUACGGUCUCAUCUAGAGUAUCUCAAUUUUGGAAACCUACUUCUGAUUUAGGAGGGGCUAGUGCAUCUCUCCCAAGCUCUCGAUAUCUGAAUGACUUUGAAGAGCUGCAACCCCUUGGUCAUGGUGGUUUUGGCCAUGUUGUAUUGUGCAAAAAUAAGCUUGAUGGAAGGCAGUAUGCAGUGAAGAAAAUUCGCCUCAAGGACAAAACCCUGCCUGUUAAUGACCGAAUCUUGAGGGAAGUAGCCACCCUUUCACGUUUGCAGCAUCAGCAUGUUGUCCGAUAUUAUCAGGCAUGGUUUGAAACAGGAGUUGUUGGUAUUUUUGGUGACUCCACUUGGGGUUCUGCUACUGCAGCAAGCUCCACAUUCAGCCACAAGGGUGCAAGCUAUGCUGGUGUUGGGCAAGAGAAUAAGCUUGAAUCAACGUAUCUGUACAUUCAAAUGGAAUUUUGCCCCAGGACUCUCCGCCAGGUUUUUGAAUCAUAUAAUCAUUUUGACAAAGACUUAGCAUGGCAUCUAUGUCGGCAAAUUGUGGAAGGCUUGGCACACAUACAUGCACAAGGAAUCAUUCAUCGAGACUUGACCCCUAAUAACAUAUUUUUUGAUGCUCGGAAUGAUAUUAAAAUUGGAGAUUUUGGUCUCGCCAAGUUCUUGGAAUUGGAGCAGCUGGAUCAUGAUGCAGCUUUGCCUACAGAUACAGCUGGAGUUUCAAUGGACGGCACUGGUCAAGUUGGAACCUACUUUUAUACUGCUCCUGAAAUUGAGCAAGGAUGGCCAAAGAUUGAUGAAAAGGCUGACAUGUACAGCUUAGGAAUUGUGUUUUUUGAGGUUUGGCACCCUUUUGGGACAGCCAUGGAGAGACAUGUUAUUCUAUCUGAUCUGAAACAAAAGGGAGAGCUUCCUCCCUCAUGGGUUGCUCAAUUUCCAGAGCAAGCAUCCUUGUUGCGGCGCUUAAUGUCUCCAAGUCCAUCAGAUCGUCCAUCUGCCACAGAUCUUCUAAAGCACGCAUUUCCUCCAAGAAUGGAAUCCGAGUUGUUAGAUAAUAUGCUAAGAACAAUGCAAACUUCUGAGGACAGAAGUGUGUAUGAUAAAGUUGUGAAUGCUAUCUUUGAUGAAGAGAUGUUACGCAUGAAAAACCAACAUCAACGUGCUGGUAGAUUGAGGAUUGCCAGAGAUGAUACUUCCUGUAUCCAGCUUGAAGAUUUAGACACUGAGCUCCGUGAUUGUGUUAUUGAAAUCGUUAGAGAAGUGUUCAAACUACAUUGUGCAAAGCAUCUGGAAAUAAUACCCGUGCGCUUAUUGGAUGAUUCCCCACAAUUUAACAGGAACACUGUAAAACUUUUGACCCAUGGGGGAGAGUUGCUCGAACUUUGUCAUGAGCUGCGUCUGCCUUUUGUUAGAUGGCUUAUUGCAAACCAGAAAUCAUCUUUCAAACGUUAUGAAAUAUCAUCUGUUUUUAGACGAGCAAUUGGUCAUUCACCACCAAAUCGCUAUCUCCAGGGAGAUUUUGACAUUAUUGGAGGUGCAUCAGCUCUGACAGAGGCCGAGGCUAUUAAGGUGACAAUGGACAUUGUAACUCGCUUCUUUUUCCCAGAUUCUUGUGAUAUUCAUCUAAAUCAUGGGGACCUACUGGAUGCUAUCUGGUCUUGGGUAGGAAUCAAGCCAGAGCAUAGACAGAAAGUAGCAGAGCUUCUUUCUCUGAUGGGUUCUUUGCGCCCCCAAUCCUCUGAACGGAAGUUGAAAUGGGCAGUUAUUAGGCGUCAGCUUUUGCAGGAAUUAAAUUUAGCAGAAGCUGUUGUGAAUAGGUUGCAGACUGUUGGUUUGAGGUUUUGUGGAGCAGCAGACCAGGCCCUUCCUCGGUUAAGGGGAGCUCUGCCAGCUGAUAAUCGUAUCCGGAAGGCACUUGAUGAGCUAUCAGACCUCUUUAUCCAUUUGAGGGUUUGGAAGAUAGAGAACCAUGUGUACAUAAAUGCUCUGAUGCCACCAACUGAAAAUUAUCAUAGAGAUUUGUUUUUUCAGAUAUAUUUAACUAAGGAGAACAAUCCUGGAUCAGUUAAUGAAGGCGCAUUGCUUGCUGUUGGUGGUCGGUAUGACUAUUUGCUGCAUCAAAUGUGGGAUAAUGAAUAUAGAGCAAGUCCUCCUGGUGCUGUUGGCACCAGCCUUGCAUUAGAGACAAUUAUUCAGUAUUCUCCUGGAGAGUUCAAGCCUGUUAGAAAUGAAGCUGCCACUGCUGUUCUUGUUUGUUCAAGAGGAGGAGGAGGUUUAUUGGUUGAGCGCAUGGAAUUAGUUUCUGAAUUAUGGGAAGAGAAUAUUAAGGCUGAGUUUGUCCCACAACCUGAUCCAAGCCUUACAGAGCAGUAUGAAUAUGCAAGUGAGCAUGAUAUAAGAUGCCUUGUCAUCAUAACAGAUGCAGGGGUAUCACGAACAGAUGUUGUCAAGGUUCGUCAUAUCGAACUUAAGAAGGAGAAGGAGGUUGCAAGAGAAAAGCUUGUCAGGUUUCUGUUGGAUGCAAUGGCAACACUGUUUAGAAACCCCUCAGUUUGGAAUUAGGCGCUCAUCAAAGGCAAUUUUUAUCUAGUUUUUGUUAGCUGUUUUCUGAUCCAUCACAACUUUCUAAGAAUCGAGAAAGAUUCAAGAUGCUGGAGAUGAACUUCCAUAUAUCCCAAGAGAAAGAUCAUGAAGUUUAUCUUACACAACACAACAGAAUUUACAGUUAGUACAUUACAGACAAAUUUUUCUUCUUCAACAAUCUGCUCAGGAGAAAGUUUUGCAGAUGUAGAUUUUUCUCACUGGAGGACUUCAAUAGUACAAUUUUGAAGUUUCAUAAUCAAAAGAUCGAUGUACAUUAUAAAUAUGUAAAUAUAUAUGGUAUUCCAACAUAGUAAUUCCUCUUGGAGUAGGAACUAGGAAGGCAUCAACAAGCAUUGUGAAUGCACAAGAAAACUUGAUAUGUGAAGUAAAAGAUAAUUUAUUUAUGAAAAUAUGAGAAA
This is a messenger RNA of Populus nigra (black poplar), 4587 nucleotides long. Its product is annotated as eIF-2-alpha kinase GCN2. NCBI's taxonomy places the organism in Eukaryota, Viridiplantae, Streptophyta, Magnoliopsida, Malpighiales, Salicaceae. Gene Ontology annotation, molecular function: ATP binding; protein binding; protein kinase activity. Gene Ontology annotation, biological process: mitochondrial translation; protein phosphorylation. The transcript is spliced from 29 exons. The record is from RefSeq and is a predicted model, not a curated record. The coding region runs from base 377 to 4147 and encodes 1256 amino acids. Gene Ontology annotation, cellular component: mitochondrion.